Penicillium verhagenii is the source of this 1419-nucleotide messenger RNA. Its product is annotated as AAR2 splicing factor family protein. The record is from RefSeq and is a predicted model, not a curated record. Gene Ontology annotation, biological process: spliceosomal tri-snRNP complex assembly. Bases 1 to 1419 code for a protein of 472 amino acids. NCBI's taxonomy places the organism in Eukaryota, Fungi, Ascomycota, Eurotiomycetes, Eurotiales, Aspergillaceae. The transcript has a single exon.
AUGUCUUUACCAGUUCAGCCAACUCCGACUAUCCUCCUUCCUCAUUUUCCCCCAAAGACAUUCGUCGGCAUCGACCUUAUAACCUUCAACUCAACUGCGAAUUUCCACGGAAUCAGAGACCUUCCAAGUGGAUGGCAUUUUCUUUACACUAGCACAACGGAAAGCCUAUCCUUACGCUCAGGGGCAUGGUUUUACAUUGGAGAUAUCACCGCGAUCGGCUAUGGGCACCAUGACUCUGCAGUCGUACUACACAAGUUAAAAAAAGCUCAGAACAACGGCCCAGAGAUCUACAUCUGGAAAUGGAGCACAGAUACAGAGUCCCUCGCCUCACUAAAGGGCGACAAUGACACGGACUGCCAAGAAGCCAUGCGCCACAAAGCAAAUCUAGGUACAAUCUGGCAAAGUGGAGGUUUAUUCCGGUAUCGAAGCCGGGUGUCCAAGUCCAUGAUGGCCAAUGCAGAAGCAACAAAGGACGGAGAAGCAGCGCAGCUUGAAGAGGACGAAGAAAGCGAGGCGAACGGUCGCAGAGAUUGGCGGCGUCUGACUGAUCGAAUCUCUCCUGAUGUCCUGACGCGGAUGAUUGGAAAUCCGAAUUAUGACGUUGAUGCGCAUCCGCGAUGGAUGGUCACAUCUGCUAGCACGGCCAAUCGCGAUGCCGAUCAUAUACCUGGACUCGAUCCGCGCAAAGUGGGAGAGGACGGCGUGCCAGAGACGAUUGGUGAACAGGAACGGGAGUUUGGAUUCCUUCCCAUCGACCUGAAACAAACCUGGCGAGAGGGCGCUAUCGGGCGUGAACGGACGGAAGCAGCCCAGGAUCGGUCAUGGGCAUUAGGGGAGUUGAUGGAGCGAUUCUCCAAGUACCAGGAUCCGGUUACAAAGGAAUCGGUAUCAGAUGAGGACUUAGGAGAGACGCAUUUGCUCGGAGAAUUACAAUUCACAUUCUUAAUGGUGUUGACCAUGAUGAAUUAUUCUUGUUUGCAGCAGUGGAAGCGGCUGCUUGGGCUUGUGUUAACGUCUCGUGCGGCUAUUGUCGAGAAAGAAGGGUUCAUGAGUGAGUUUUUGGCUUUGCUAUUGCGGCAAUUGAAACGAUGCGACGAUGUCGAAGGUGGAUUAUUUGAGAUGGACGGGGAUGAUGGCGGUGCUUUCCUCCGGAAUUUACUGAAAAGGUUCCGUCGAAUGGUAUACCAAGCCGUGGAAGAGGACAAGGGUUUUUUAGUGAAGCAGGAGCUUACGAAAUUGGAGGUUUGGGUGAAAGAGGAGUACGAUUGGGAACUGACCCACGAGAGUAUUGUCAAGCGUGGUAUGAUUCAACUGGAAGACGGUGAAGAAGUCGAAAUAGACAUGGAUGACAAUGACGAGGACGAAGAGACUGGCGAGUACGCGCCCAUGAUUGUUGAUUCAGAGGAAGCCACUCUUUAG